Messenger RNA from Anoplophora glabripennis (Asian longhorned beetle), 2335 nucleotides. RefSeq names its product neprilysin-1. The coding region runs from base 26 to 2224 and encodes 732 amino acids. The record is from RefSeq and is a predicted model, not a curated record. Gene Ontology annotation, molecular function: metalloendopeptidase activity. NCBI's taxonomy places the organism in Eukaryota, Metazoa, Arthropoda, Insecta, Coleoptera, Cerambycidae. The transcript has 12 exons. Gene Ontology annotation, biological process: protein processing. Gene Ontology annotation, cellular component: plasma membrane.
AAACAUCAGUCAGAUGGAAUAAACGAUGAAGAUCAACAUUUCGAAGACGAUAGUGGUGUUAUUUGCAGUUUUAAGUUGCCUGAUCAUUGGAAAUGCCGCUGAUGAUGAAGUGGAUGAGAGUGAAAUACCCGAACUCCAGUACAUGAACAGAAGCGUAGACCCCUGUGACGAUUUCUACGAGUACGUCUGUGGUAACUUUCCAACCGUACACCCCCUACCCAGUGACACCCUCGUGAUAGACCAAUUCAGCCUCCUAGAAAAUUCCCUAGUCGAGCUUGCAACUGCCAUUUUAUCUUCGAACGAUGCUGUAGAAGAUCCCGUGGCCUUGAAGAAGGCUAGAGGUGCGUACAAGGCUUGUAUAGACGUCGACUACGUCGACAGCCUCGUAGAUCCCGAGGUGACAAUAGUUGUGGAUGAAGGUGGAUUCCCCCUGGUGGAAAACUCGAGUUCGACUGUUUUUGGUUGGAACGAAAUAGGAGAAGCUGUGGGGAAAUAUGGGGUUCCCAUGAUAUUCACCAUAGAAACCUUUGCCGACUUAACAAACGCCUCCAAGAACAUGAUUCGUAUAUACUCAGACAAUGUAUCCAAUCCUACACUCUUCAGGCCGUACACCGAGCUAUCCUAUGAAGAAGUCCUAGAGAAAGGUUUCCUUUCCUUGGAGUUCCAGACCACCACGACGACAGGACGUUCGGUUGUACUAAAACCUUUCGACAUAUUCCUUAGGACGAUCGCUUUCAAGGUCAGAAACGCCCUGGGAAGCUUCCUGUCUGAUGAAGAGGUCAUCGAGAACAUCAAUGUUAUGGCGAAUUUCAUGAGAGGAGUUUAUCAAGGAGGGUAUGUACCAGAAAACGUAACAGUGGAAGACUUCAAGGGAAUGUCGAUAACCUUGGCCGAACUCAACGCCUGGACCAAAGCUCAGUUUGGUGACACAAUUCAGAUGGAUUGGGUCGAAUACCUACGCCGAGUUUUCAAAAAUUCUGGAACCAGUAUCGACGAAACAACCGAAGUUGUUACCUCUACCAACACCUCAAGAUUAUUCUACGGCGUCCUGAACUGGGUUAGCAUGAACAAACCUGAAACAAUAAAAAAUUUCGUGUUGAUGCGCACCUUCCUCUAUAUGGCGCCCGACAGCGACGCGGAAACCAGAGCGGCAUUCGAACAAUACUACAGGCAGAUCAACCUCUCUGUACUACCAAGGGCCAAAUUCUGUACAAGGAAAGUCAUAGACGCUGUGGGCACGGCCUCCUUGAGCUUCGCCGUGGCUUACGAAUACCAGCUGCGUUACUUCAACGUGAACAAGUUCGCAAAGGCCAUACAAAUGAUCAAAGACAUAAAGAACUCCUUCACGGAGAUCAUGAAUCAGACGACUUGGAUGGACGAGCAAUCCAAAACUGUUGCCAUUCAGAAAAUUAAUAACCUUGUGACAAUUAUGGGAUAUCCCGACUUUGUUUCUAACAAGACGUUGCUGGAUAGGUUCUACGAGAACGUCAGGAUCUGCAAGUGGGACAAUUACGGGAACUCCAGGAGGAUAAGAGCGUUUAAGCAGGCGUACCAGAUCUCUCAGGUCGAGAAAAGGGACAGAACUUUCUGGGACAAGUCCCCUUUUGAAGUCAACGCUUACUACAAUAGACCAAACAACAAAAUAAUUUUCCCUGUAGCGGUUCUGAACCCUAUAUUUUUUGGAUCUAAUCUGAGUGUUUUAGAUUACGGAAGGAUAGGCAGCGUGAUUGGCCACGAAAUCACCCACGGGUUCGAUUACCAAGGCCAGAUGUACAAUCAGGAUGGCCUAUUGCAGCAGUGGUGGUCCAACGACACACGCGUAGCUUUCAAACAGAGAAUGCAGUGUUUUGUAGACCAGUACAACCAGUAUUACAUACCCGAAAUUGAUGAUUAUGUGAACGGGAGCACAACUCUAAACGAGAACAUCGCCGACAACGGAGGUGCGAGGGAAUCGUACAACGCUAUGAAGAAAUUCCUGGAAAGGACUGGACAAAACCAGAGAACCAAGAAUUUCAGCGCAGAUCAGCUGUUCUUCAUAGGAUUCGGUACGAUGUGGUGCAACAACCCUUCUAAGGAGUACCUAUUGGUCAUGCAAGACGAUGACCACGCUAGAGCCAAAUGGAGAGUAAACGGAGUGCUGUCCAAUAUGGAACAGUUCUCUGAAGCCUUCAGCUGCAAAGCAGGCACUAACAUGAACCCAGAACAAAGAUGCAGGUUGUGGUAAGGGCCUACGAAUCGUCGGCCGACAAAUGUUUGAAAAUAAAUAUAUUUUUGAUGUUAUUAUUUUUGUGUGUUAAGACAGGACAGUGGUGGUAAAAUACAAACACAUUUUUUA